AUGCCACGUAAGCUACGUAAGAAUAUACGUAAGAGGAAGAGAGCAUUGAAACAUCCAAUAGUAAAACUAACACCACAACAACAGUUGCAACAACAAAUUAUGAAUGACCCCACUAUGUUGCAACAAAUGUCAAGCAACCCUAUGCUUUUAAACCGAGUUAUUGGUGCACAGAGUGGAGGUUUAAGAGCGGCACUUUUAGCGAAAAUGGCAGGCUAUGGUGGAGCCGCAGACGGAACAGCUUAUAACCCUCAAAGUCAAAUGAAUUUGAGUUCACUCAAAAAUCAAAUAACAGAUGUCAAAAAGUCAAACAUAGACAUACAGAAACAAAUAAGUGAAAACGAAAAGAAACUAGAAUAUGACAGACACACAAAGAAACUCAAUGAGUUAAACGUAGAGAAAAAGAAGAAAGAAGAACAACUGAAAGAACUAAGUACAGAGGAAUAUGCGAAAAAAGUGUCAGAAAAAGCAGCAGAAGUAGCAAAAAUGGAACAAGAUGUUAUAAAUUUGAAAAACCAUACUACUCAAUAUAAAGUACUGAAAGAUGAAGAAAUAAAACAAAAAGCCCCGAAGACAUAUAUGGAUAGCGAUGAGUAUAAAAAAGAAGUUGAAGCAAAUGUAAAGGCAGAAAAACUUUUACAGUUGCAAAACCAAACCGUACAGUAUGAAAACUUAGCACAAGAAAGUAAAAAUAACGACGCAGCCAUGCAAAAGGCAAUGAAAAGCGCAGAAUAUAUAAAAGCUAAUAAUGACUGGUUAGAUGCCCAAGCCAACGCCAAAGCAGCCCAACUUAUAGGGUCAAUAAGGACAAAAAUACAAGCGGAUGAAGACAGUUCAAAUGAAGCUUUAAUGAAUGCUGACUUUAAGAACGCCUUCGAAGCUCUUCAUAGUAAGGUGAAACUAGUGAACGACUUCUCAUCUGGAAAGAAACUGAAGUCUGAAGGUUUCGACAACGAGUUAAGAGAA
Molecule: messenger RNA, 963 nt
Organism: Trichomonas vaginalis G3
Lineage: Eukaryota; Parabasalia; Trichomonadida; Trichomonadidae
Product: protein of unknown function, DUF4106 family
Exons: 1
Source: RefSeq, a predicted model, not a curated record